Momordica charantia (bitter melon) is the source of this 1823-nucleotide messenger RNA. Its product is annotated as calcium uptake protein, mitochondrial. Gene Ontology annotation, biological process: mitochondrial calcium ion homeostasis; calcium import into the mitochondrion. The record is from RefSeq and is a predicted model, not a curated record. Lineage: Eukaryota; Viridiplantae; Streptophyta; Magnoliopsida; Cucurbitales; Cucurbitaceae. Gene Ontology annotation, molecular function: calcium ion binding. Gene Ontology annotation, cellular component: uniplex complex.
UAAAUUUUGAAAAAAUAGUUAUUAACCAUAGGCUCAGUCAAAACUCAUUUUCGUCAAUUUGCCAAGUUUUUACCCCUCUUUCUAUCUCUCAUUUUGCUUUUUUUCUCCUCCCUGAAAACCAACUAAAUUUUGAACAAACCGUUAUUAACCAUAGACUUAGUCAAAGCCCCAUUUUCGUUCCAAUUUUGCCAAAUCAUUUACCUCUCUCCUACUCUGUCUCUCAUUUUGUUUUUUGCCUCCUCCCUUAACCCUCUUCUUCAACAAGACCUGAAAGAUAUUCGGAAGAACUUCAAGAUCAAUUUGAAUCAUAGUAUGUUUUCUUCCACGCUCUUGGUUUCAAAAUCUUCUGCAUCUAUUCACAGAGUUGUAACUUCUCAACGUCUUACCGUUCGACUGUUCAAUAACCAACUUGGAGGUUCGGCAUCAACAUCUCCGUCAUCUUCUUUGUUAGCAUCGUCUCACAACACUGGCUCGGGUGAAGAGUCGAAAAGAAGCUCCAUAUUUGAUUUCUUGGUCAAAUCAGUUUCUUCGGGAGUUGUGGCAGUUGGGAUCGGAUCGCUUUUAUGCUUGAAUUCUUCAACUUCCAAUUCAAAUGUAUCUUUUGCCGACUUCCAAAAAGAAACGAAAUGGACAAUGAAAGAAGACCAAUUCCAAUACCCAUUCCCUAAUCAGAAUGCGAGGAAGAAAUCAAAGUUUCUCUUUGGAGAUGAUUAUAGGAGAAGGGUGUUUUUUAACUAUGAAAAACGCAUACGAAUUCAAAGUCCUCCUGAGAAGGUGUUCGAGUACUUUGCCUCUGUUCACACACCUGAAGGAGAAAUCUUUAUGACACCAGCAGAUCUGAUGAGAGCCAUUGUUCCGGUGUUUCCUCCAUCAGAGUCCAAUCGAGUUAGAGAGGGCUUUCUAAGAGGAGAAAGAAUUCAUGGAGAAUUAUAUUGUGUUCCUUCAGAAUUCUUCAUGCUCUUCGACAUCAACAGUGAUGGCCUCAUCUCUUUUGCAGAGUACAUCUUUUUUGUUACCCUACUCAGCAUACCAGAGUCCAGCUUUUCAGUGGCAUUCAAAAUGUUUGACAUUGACAACAAUGGUGAAAUAGACAGGGAGGAGUUCAAGAAAGUGAUGGCUUUGAUGAGAAAACAGAACAGACAAGGAGCUCGUCAUAGAGAUGGAAGAAGACUCGGGAUGAAAGUUUGCGUGGAAAAUGGUGGUUUGGUAGAGUACUUCUUUGGUCAAGAUGGAAAAGGUUCCCUUCACCAUGACAAAUUUGUCCAAUUCCUAAGACAACUUCAUGAUGAGAUACUACGAUUAGAGUUUUCACAUUACGACUUCAAAUCCCAAGGAAGCAUAUCGGCCAAAGACUUUGCACUGUCCAUGGUUGCUUCGGCUGACAUAAAUCACAUAGACAAACUCCUGGAUCGAGUCGAAGCAUUGAACAAAGAACCCCAAUUCAGAAACAUCAGAAUCACAUAUGAAGAAUUCAAAGACUUUGCAGAGCUACGCAAGAAGUUAGAAUCCUUCUCUUUGGCCAUUUUCAGCUACGGAAAGGUAAAUGGGGAAUUGACAAAACAAGAUUUCCAGAGAGCAGCUUCCCAUGUUUGUGGAGUUUCAAUCACUAGAAAUGUGGUGGACAUCAUAUUUCACAUAUUUGAUGCAAAUGGGGAUGGAGAUCUAAGCUCAGAUGAGUUUGUGAGAGUCAUACAAAGGAAAGAAGUCAGUUCUUCACAAGCAGCCGUAGGUGCUGGAGGGUUUUUAUCUUGCUGGUUCAGCUGUUCAGCCAAAUGCUCUUCUGCAAAGCUCUUCGUUCGCAGCAAGUAAAGGUUUAUCCAUGG